Molecule: messenger RNA, 1571 nt
Organism: Protobothrops mucrosquamatus (brown spotted pit viper)
Lineage: Eukaryota; Metazoa; Chordata; Lepidosauria; Squamata; Viperidae
Product: zinc finger and SCAN domain-containing protein 2-like
Exons: 1
Coding region: 1-1344 (447 amino acids)
Biological process (GO): regulation of transcription by RNA polymerase II
Molecular function (GO): DNA-binding transcription factor activity; RNA polymerase II cis-regulatory region sequence-specific DNA binding
Source: RefSeq, a predicted model, not a curated record
AUGUGGCAAACACUUUAUUCAGAACAGCUUCCUCAUGGAAGGACCCACACUGGAGAGAAACUCUACCAGUGCUCCCAGUGUGGCAAAAGGUUUAGCACACACACCAAUCUGGUGAGACACAAGAGGACUCACACUGGGGAGAAACCCUUUGAUUGUCCUGAUUGUGGAAAAAGUUUCAGCCAGAAUUCUGACCUGGUGAUCCACCAGAGGACUCACACGGGAGAAAAACCAUAUAAGUGUCCAGAGUGUGGGAAAAGUUUCACUAAGAAUUUCAAUCUGGUGAUACACCAGAGGACUCACACAGGAGAUAAACCAUAUGAGUGUCUGUAUUGUGGGAAAAGAUUCAGUCAGAAUGCCAACCUGGUAAUACACCAAAGGACUCACACAGGAGAAAAACCAUAUGAGUGUCUGUAUUGUGGAAAAAGUUUCAGUCAGAAUGUCAACCUUGUAAUGCACCACAGGACUCACACAGGGGAGAGGCCAUUUGAGUGUCCGGAUUGUGGCAAAAGUUUUCAGCAGAAUUCCAAGCUGGUGAUACACCAGAGGACUCACACAGGUGAGAAACCGUAUGAAUGUCUGGAAUGUGGGAAAAGUUUCAAGGAAAAUUCCAGCCUACUGUUACAUCAGAGGACUCACACAGGAGAAAAACCAUAUGAGUGUCCAGAUUGUGGAAAAGCUUUUAGUAGGAAUUCCAACCUGCUGAUACACCAGAAGACUCAUACCGGAGAUAAACCAUAUGAGUGUCCAGAUUGUGGGAAAGGUUUCAAUUGGAAUUCAGACCUAGUGAUACACCAGAGGAUUCACACAGGAGAAAAACCAUAUGAGUGCCUGGAUUGUGGAAAAAGUUUCAGUCGGAAUUCUCACCUGGUAGAACACCAGAGAACUCACACAGGAGAAAAACCAUAUGAGUGUCCUGAUUGUGGGAAAAGUUUCUUUCGCAAUUCUAACCUGGUGGUACAUCAGAGAACUCACACAGGAGAGAAACCAUUUCAGUGUCUAGAGUGUGGUAAGAGUUUCCAUUGGAAUUCCGCUCUGGUGAUACACCAGAGAACUCACACAGGAGAAAAACCAUAUGAGUGUCUGGAGUGUGGGAAAAGUUUCAUUCGGAAUUCCGACUUGGUGAUACACUGGAGGACUCACACAGGAGAGAAACCGUAUGAGUGUCCAGAUUGUGGGAAAGAUUUCAGUACUCAGUCUAGCCUUAUAAACCAUGUAAGGUUACACAUAGGGGAGAAACCAUUCAAGUGCCCAGAUUGCGGACAAUGCUUCACACAAAAUUCCUCCUUUAUCACACAUAAGAAAUUCCACAUGAGACAAAAUUUGACGUGUAUAGAGGAAUCUUGAAUUUCUUAUCUCAUUGCAAGCUCAACUGAGAAAGUAACUAUUUUAAUUUCUUGCCUGAUUGUUUUUAAUCAAACAUGUCUUAAUAUUAAACAUGAUGGAGGAGAUCUGAAUUGAGAAAUCCAAGCUCUUUCUGAGCUUCCUUGCCUCUUGUGAAAGUGGAGAUGCAUGCGCAUGUGCACACUUCCCUGCCACUUGCACGGCCCUGUCGUUGGGGACCCCUGUCCUAG